Molecule: messenger RNA, 2310 nt
Organism: Seriola aureovittata
Lineage: Eukaryota; Metazoa; Chordata; Actinopteri; Carangiformes; Carangidae
Exons: 5
Coding region: 1055-2290 (411 amino acids)
Source: RefSeq, a predicted model, not a curated record
GCUUUUUCCCCCUGUGUAAAAUAUUUCACGUAUAUAUGAUCAUUUUAAUGUGAAAAAUAAUUCAUUCAAACUGUAUUUUUUUAUGUGAGGUUUUAUUUAAUAGGAGAUAGAGUUAAGUCAUAAAUAUUAUUUACUGUGAACCUGACUUAGCUAAAACUGCCUCACACAUAAUGAUUAUACUCAAAGAGCAUAAUGAGAAAACAUGGCCAAACAAACCAACUAAUAAACAAAAGAAAUGGUCAAUUUAAAACUAACAGAUUGAAGAAAGAUGAUAUUUAUUUUCAUCUGACAUUCAUGUGUCAUAGCUACAAAAAAACUGAGCCUGAACUGAGAGCAUGUUUUUUUCUGUGUCAUUGGGCGUGUGAUUUUUUUUUUCUUUGUUUGUUUUGAAACGCAUGAAGGAGCUAAAAAAUAAGGUAGCUGACCUUUUUGGGUAGAUAUUGUUCUCAUGGGAAUUUCUGGAAACGUGUGGCAGAGAUUGAAAGUGAAAAUCAAAUAUCUACACCAUGGCAGUGGUAAACAACAGCGAACUUAUGUCCUGCAAUCAUGUGAUUUCUGAGAAACGUGUGGCUCAGAUUGAAAGUGAAAAUCAAAUCUCUGCAGUGAAAAACACAGUACGAGAUGUUCUUGUAUGUAUGAUCAUAAUCAUUAUGUGUGGGGGCAGAAAACAAGUUGAUAAACAGUUUUAGCUGGGUCACGUCCACAGUACAAUAAUUAUGUAAUAAUAAUUAUCUAAUAAUUAUCUUUAAAUAUUAAAGGAAAAUGACCAUGAUCUGAUGAGAAUCAUUAAUAGACCCAUUAUAUUUAUAUAUAAUCGCCGAUGACAGUGAAAGCGAAAGGAACGGAAAAUAGUCUGCUAGUAGAUGGUGCAGGGGAUUUCAGGGGAAAUCCGCUGGACCCCCCCACCCCACCCCCAGCCUCCACCUCCCUCGGCAAAGUACGGUGGAAGAUCUGCGGAUGAUCUUCUCAGACCACAUUUCUCGUCGUUUUCAGGAGCGUCUUUCAAGUGCGAAUCUGAAAACUCAAGGGGAAAUCAAAAUACAGCGACGUUAAGAUGGGCUCCAAUGUGUCGACUGAGCAGGAGUGGAGUCAGGCUGAGCCAAAGAAUCAGGCUGAGCCGAAGAGUCAGGCUGAGCCGAGGCGUCAGGCUGAGCCGAAGAGUCUGGCUGAGCUGAAGAGUCUGCUUGAGCUGCUGAGUCUGGCUGAGCUGAAGAGUCAGGCUGUGCUGAAGCGUCUGGCUGAGCUGAAGAGUCUGGCUGAGCUGAAGAGUCUGGCUGAGCUGAAGAGUCAGGCUGAGCUGAAGAGUCAGGCUGUGCUGAAGCGUCUGGCUGAGCUGAAGAGUCUGGCUGAGCUGAAGAGUCAGGCUGAGCUGAAGAGUCAGGCUGUGCUGAAGCGUCUGGCUGAGCUGAAGCGUCUGGCUGAGCUGAAGAGUCUGGCUGAGCUGAAGAGUCAGGCUGAGCUGAAGAGUCAGGCUGAGCUGAAGAGUCAGGCUGAGCAGGAGAAGUGUCAGACUGAGAAGUGUUAUGACCCUCGAGACUCGACACUUACAUUUGUGGACAGAGAGGACGAGUUCGACUUUCUGUGUGAAGGUUUCAAGUCUCGCAGAGCUCUGAUGUCCUGUGGUCACGCUGUCACUCCAAUGUCUCUGACCAAGUGGUGCCGCAGGUUACUGGAUGAGGGUAAAAGCAGAUUCACAUGUGGCCAAAGUGGUUGUGAUGUUGAGUGGCCUUACUCAGAGGUUCGUAAAAUGGCUCUUCUGACAUCUGAAGAAAUGGAGUACUUUGAAGAAACCUCGGCUUCCAAUGCUAUUAAGCAUCACUUUGAUGCCAAAUUAUGUCCUGGAUGCAGCACUUCUGUGGUGAGAAAGGAAACCUCUAAUCUGAGCGUCCGCUGCGCAGUGUGCACAGCAGACAAAGGACGGGCCUAUGAGUUCUGCUGGCAGUGUUUGAGGGAGUGGAAGGGUCCGGCUCCACGCUCAGACCGCUGUGAAAACGAUGGCUGCUGCAACGAACCACUGAAAACACUGAAAAACUGUUUAGAUAUCAUCUUUCAGUCUGUGAGAGGGGUCACUGGCUGUCCCUCCAUCCGAGCCUGUCCCACCUGUGGCUCACUGUUGGAGCAUGACAGAAUAAAAUGUAAAAAUGUUGUUUGUACCCAAUGUAGGAAGGAGUUUUGUUUUGUGUGCCUGAAGCUGUCAGUAGAGUGUUUGAAGACAAGUAGUUAUUACAUACCAUGCUCCAGUGGUGUUGCCCCCAGACAGACCUCUAUACCUGUGUGGAAGAAGGAAUAAAGUAAACAACUAUUUCUUUA